Molecule: messenger RNA, 594 nt
Organism: Durusdinium trenchii
Lineage: Eukaryota; Dinophyceae; Suessiales; Symbiodiniaceae
Source: the annotation of a GenBank genome assembly
AUGGAAACACAGCUGCUUUCUCGAUUGCGGGGUCCAGCACUUGCGCCAGAGGACCUGGAUAGUAUUGCUGCGUCCAUUCGCAGCAGUCCAACUGUACGGUUGGCCCUUGCUGGUGUCAAAGCUUUUGGUCGCCAGGGGCGGUGGCAAGAAAGCCUCAGCUUCCUGGACUCCUUGCAUGAAUGCCACUUGCAGCGGCACCUCUACUGCUACAGCGCGGUCAUGAGCUGCCUCGAGGAGCCCGGCAAGUGGCAGCAGAGCCUGGCCUUGCUUUGUGAGUUUCCGAGUUUAGCUGUGCAGCCCGACGACAUGGCAUUCAAUGCGGCCAUCCGUGCCUGUCAGGGCGAAUGGGUGCAGGCAUUUCAACUUCUCGAGCUAAUGCGAGCACAGCAGCUACAGCCAACUGCCAUCACGUACGCAGCUUCAGCUCUCUUCAGCGGUGAAGCCCCAUUUCUUCACACCAACAGCACCUGCAGUUCACUGCCUGUGCCAAUGCUGCUGCUGCUGCUGCCUCAUGGCCAGCUGCUCUUGCAGCUUUGGAUGAGGCAAGAAAUCUUCAGCUGCAAAUGGACGUCAUCCUCUUCUCGACUGUUUUGA